AGUGUCGAGGUCAAUAAAAUGUGGAUCUAUACCUCCCAGAACGGUCUAGUUUUGGAAGUACAGUCAUGUCUUGGGCAUGAGGGGGAACCGAAUGCUACUGGGCACAUAACAAGCUCAGCGAGUUGUAUGAAAAAUUCAUAAUAGAUAGCCUCCCAGAUGGGAUUUAACCGUAUAUCUUCCAACUACCCUAUCAUCGAAACCAUUGGGACUUCCUAAGCUUGAAUCCAACUGAGACAAUGUAACCGGUAAUCUCGCCGAUAUUCAUUAGUGUAUAUACAAGAGAUGGCAGCCUUACAACUCCUGCUUAGCCACAUUAUGGAGACAUAAAACACAUUUGUGUCAUUCAUUUGUAUUACGUACAAUGGUGGUAGUACACGGCUAGUUGCAAAAGUUAGAGAGAUAAUGUUACUAUUACCGUAAAAAAUGGAUUAAAUCCCCUAAUAGCAGACCAACCCAUUUAAUUGAUACAGCUUCUUCUUCAGUCAAAAUCAUUAGCCAACUACACGACAGUCUGUAUUUGAAAUUACUGUGUAGACGGUUAGCUGCGAAAGUUAUUCUUUAGCAGUCAAAAUCAUUAGCCAACUACACGACAGACUAUAUUUGAAAGUACCGUGUAGGCAAUAAGAAGCUAUCUAUAUAAUCCUAUGAUAUAGAUCUACAUGGAAAUUGGGUGGAAUUGUGAUGCAAUGGUAAAGGUGUGACUUGUAUGGGAAUUUGAUUUAAUGACAGAAUGAAUGACGUCAUUGACUUGAUUCCUCUGAUGGGACCAAUAACAUAUUAUGUUAUGUACGUACUUGCAUACCUGCAAGUUCUCUGGAUCAAUCUAUAUAGAACUCCUAAAUUUUACAUAACACGAAUCACAGACUGGAAUCCUUCCAUUUUUAAACGGCAACUUGGAUAAGCAUGAUGGGUAGAGUAGUAAAUCAACAUGGCGUGUCUUGUGUGGUUGUGACUGCAAAAGCGAUAAUUUUUAUUGAUUUAUUAAUCUAGGGAUUUUAGUGGAAUGUUCGUUGCAAAUGAUUAUAUAAUGUAAUGACUGCCGAUAUUAUGGGAAUACACAUAUGCAGCUAUUUUAAUCAUAUCCAUGGUGUGAACUGUAUAAAGUUUACAUUGUUUUGUAAUGUGACCAUGCCAUGAAGAGUGUAUCAGAGUAAAAGAAUAGAUGGAGUGUCCACCAACAUGUUCUGCUUGGUGUGACGACAAUGGGCUGCUGAUGACCAGUGACUCCAUCUCUAGUGAGAGUUGUGCUUGUCAAGGCACAAUGGAGCUGCAGGAGAGUGACAGUGAAGAAAAGUCAUCAUCUCAAGAUGAUUAUACCAACGGCAUGUGUGGUGAAAAUUUCAACACAGUGAAGAAGGGGCCAGGCUGGCCCACAGUGGAAAAACAGGUGAUCACUAUUGAACCCCCUCCUGAGUUUCAAGACAGUCCUCCAUCUCCUGUGGGUCAUGACACAGGCCUCUUACUGUUUCAACAGGCACAGCAUUCUCCUGAAAGCAUAUCAGCUGAUGACUGUGGUGUUCAUUUGCUUAUACCUUGGAUGGAGAAAUUUGCUUCCAGACUGGUAGCUGCACUGCUAGAAGAAGCCUUGUCUAUAUCUUGCAAAGUUACAUGGUCCAUCCAGUGCUCCCAGGAUUGUCAUCCUGCUGACAGUCAGCAGACACAUCAACAGCAGGAGCAGCAUACCACAGUAUCCCGCAGCGUGGGGCGCUGGAGUGGGCCACGUCUCUGUUGGACUCCUGAAUUGCCACCAUUUAGCAGUCCUUGUAAUCGUCCUGGUUCCCGCAGCUCCCUGGCCUCUUCCCGCCUCUCAAGCUCACACAACUCACUGUCUGUACCAACUGCAAACAAGGCAGAUGAUUCUAGUUUCAUCACAUCAGCCAUGUCACACGAUGUUCUGACUGCAAGUGAGAUCAGCGAUAUGUACAAUGUUCCAUUUGAUAGUGAUAUCUAUGCAGUGCCCAUCGAUGUUGUGAGACCACCAAGGACACCACAGCGACCAAAACGACAGCAGCGCCACCACCAUCGCAAACGUCGGAGACAUGCGUCUUCCGAUUCUCAGUCAGAACUGGAUCGUUCAACUAGGCAACACUUAAACCUCAGGGGCAAGACUGUCACAUCUAGUCAGAUCCAUGUGGUCAGACCGCCUUCGCAUACUGAUGCUGUAAGCGAGUCAGGAGGAGUGAAACGUCAUAGUGUUCCUGGCACGUCAGCAGCACGGCAGACACGUUCAGCAAGCACUGAGAGCCCGUCAGUUGCUGUGGGCGAGCCUAUUCACAUGACACUUCAUGAGGUGCGCCAGUAUCUGCAGAACCUGUACUCGAGUUCCAGCGAUUCUUCCGACAACAAGAGCAAGAUGGAUGUGGCAACUCCAAAACACCAGUACAAGACUGUGCACAACAACAAUAAUAAUAAUCGAAACAACAACAGGUGCAUUGUUGAGGAUGUGGAGAUUUCAUCCAGGAGUGUGAAUGGAAACAUCGUCACAAACAACGUAAGAAAGAACAAGAAGAAUGCGUUUGUGAUCAACAUUAAGAAUAAGAAAACCAAAGAUGCAUGUGAUGUUACAGCAACAAAGGACAAGGACAGUUCUGUAAGGUCUGAAUUUUCUGAGGACAAGGAGAAAGUUAAGAAACCUCCCACUGGGCGCCACAGUUUCUCGACCAAUCUUAAACAGACAUUGUGCAACAUAUUCCGAAUCCGGAAGUUGCCAUCUCCCGAUCAUAUUGCCGCAGGAGAGAAGCUUGAUAUAGCAGGGUGUUGUGUGGGAAAUGGGACCAUUUCUACCAAUGACAGUGUCGAUGUCAGUGGCAAAGCACCGUUCCUAACACGUGCACUGCCGCCCCUUCCUGCCACUGUAUUGCUUCCAGAUGGGGACUUAGACUCCACUCCUCAGCCUUCUCCUGAGGAUGGGCCCAUGGCUGCUGAGGAGGAGGAGGAGCUGGCAGAGGAACCCAGCAUGGAUUUUGCCUCAAGCAUCGAGAAAGUGAAAGAUUAUGGUUGGUACUGGGGUCCCAUUUCUGGAGAAGCUGCCGAGAAGAUCCUCUCAAAUGAACCAGAUGGUUCCUUCAUUGUUCGGGACAGCAGCGAUGACCAUUAUAUUUUCUCAUUGACAUUCAAACUGAACGGCUGUAUUCGGCAUGUUCGGAUUGAGCAUGAUCAGGGUAAUUUUAGUUUUGGAAGCUGUACAAAGUUCAAGAGUCACACAAUUGUAGACUUCAUAGAGAAUGCAGUGGAGCAUUCGCGUAGCGGGCGCUACCUGUUCUUCUUGCACCGACGCCCUGUCCUGGGACCCAUGAGGGUACAGCUGUUACAUCCAGUGUCACGAUUCAAGCAAGUGCAAAGCCUCCAGCAUAUGUGCAGGUUUGUGAUCUUGAAGUUGGUGCGUCGGGACCUGAUUCCUUCUCUGCCUCUGCCACGCAGGGUGAUCGACUAUCUGAGCACUCCUCACUACUAUUCAGAGCAGCUGGUGGUGGAGGAUGAUCUAGCACCCUCUCCUGACGAUGUAGAUAUGUUUUCCUUUGUGCCGCAAGGACUUUCCUGAGGUAUGCCCCCACUAGGCAAACACCAGGGUACCAGGCAAUUAAUGUAAGGGAGCACGGAAGAUACAGUAUGAUAAUGGCACAUUGCACCAUAACACGUGUUAUGGCUACAACGUAAUAUGCACAUCAGACAUAAUUUCUGUGGUUGUAAGUACAAAUAUCAUUCAUGACUUGAUUUAGCCUCUGUGUCAUCAAUCCUGUCGUCUCGUAUGUGGGUUUGAGUCCGCAUAUAACUGUAGGUUACCCUGAAAGAAGCAGUUCCAUCACACGUGUAAACGGAGAAAAGUCAUCAUGCAUGUCAGAUUAACUUUGUGUCUGGAUAAUAUGAACAGUGAAACUCAAAGGAUAGAUUGACUAUCCAUGGUGUUUCUACAGACCAAAGUGAAUAGCGAAUUCCUGCCGUGAAAGAUAUGUAAAAAGAAAUAAAAAUGGGUAUAACCUUUGGCUAACUAUCUUGCAAGGUAAGUGUUAAAUAUUAGAAGACGUUUAGAAAAAUUAAUAGACUUUGGCGUCAUUGUACCUAACCAAUAUCACCUGGGGUUUGGAAUGGUUUUUUGGAGUACAGGGUUGAAUGGGGUUUCCUAUGAAACAGUUGAUAAUGUAGCCUAAUAUCAACCCAAUUAUUGUUGCCAUAUGGUAUACAUAAAUAUUUCUUUAUUUAUAUAUUUUCAAAAGAAAACUUGUCAAUUUAUUUCAAUAAAUUAAUAUAUAUUGAAUAAUUUAUGAUACUGUUUUACUUAACCCUCUGAGCAAUCAAUUGCUAUAGAAUAUGCAAUGUCCACAAGUCUUUAUGUUAAACAUUUAUCAAUAUCUUAACACAUUUUCUUAUUUAUUAAUAUACUCUUCUUUUGUAUAUCCUUGGUUCUUCAAGUGUCUGACAUCUUUUUUUCAUAUUGAAAGUUCUCCAGACACAACACAUGUCCAUACCACUGUAUCAUUAAGUUGAGCAACUUCCGUGUUGUGUUUCUGCUUCCAUAAAAUAUAUAAUACAGUACAAUUUGUAUCUUGGUUCAUGUUCGUUUCUGAAUACAUGGUAGAUGUUUCAUCUCUCCUGCUUUUAAUUUCCUUACAUUUUGUACAAAUAAAGAUUUAGUUUUAUGUAUUUUGUGUAAAUAUCUGUAAAUUGGUUUUGACACAUCAAUUAUUGCAGUUAUGUAUGUGUCUACUGCUCAAAGGGUUAAAGUGUGAUUAUAAUUUUUCAGUUUAUGAGAUGUACAUAAAGCAAAGAGACACCUACACAGGUACAUUUGUCCUUAACUUUCUGUGUAAGGCAAAUUGCACUGGUAUGUGUAUGCAGUUAAUUAACUUAAAAAAUAUGAAUUAAAGAGAAAGUGUAUUGUCCUGUUGUCCAGGACAGGCAUCCAGCGAUAGACUGAAAUUUUACGUUGAUGAAGUGUUCAGGUGCGGUGCCUGGCUUGUCUGUAUUAGGAUUCAUAAAUUGUUCAUUUGUGCCCAGUUCUGAGUGAUUGGGCCUAUUACUCAGAUCCUAGUGUGUGCUGAAAUUGAAGUUAUAUGAUAUAAAUCCCUUUUUCCAGUUCCCUCCUGUGAUUGUUUACAAUUGGCUAAACAGGGUGUUUAAAAAUAAGUAUUUUUUUUUUCAAGAAUUUAUGUGGAUGUGCCUGACUGAGCCGAAAGGUGUUACUUGUCCUAAGUCUGAAAACGUUUUGUAACACAGCUACAGCCAUUUCAUGUUUACAGGUCUGUAAGCACAAAUGGGAAGGAUAAAACAUAGUAACAUUAAUGUUUUUAUUAUAUCCUUUGAGCCUGUAUGUUAAUCUGUGCUUCAACAUGUCACCAUUAGCGCAGACAUAUGAUCAUAGUGCGCUAGUCCUGUGCACCUGGAUUGUGAUGGACAUCCUUUAUGUUGCACCAUAGGUCCUUUGGAAUUGCGGGCAGCAGAGUAGUGGUAGAUGGAGUUCAUGUUGCCUCAGAGAUUGAAAUUGAUUUUAGUUAAAUUUGGUAGCUAUGGAGACCAAUCCACAUGGACCAUGAUCCAAUUCAUAGUUUGAAAAUUAUUUGGCUUCUCAGUCUUGAGCCCAUUUGCUUAUUGCUCCAUGACUCGAACAGAAGUUGCUGACUUCUGUUUUUUAGUUACAGUAGUAGUUUGUAGUUGUAAGGUACAGCCAAGAACUCUCACCUGUAAUAUUGGGUGUGCCUACUUAACAUAAGACCUUCAUCCCAAAAUACUGGGAUUUCUGAAACAGAUGUUUUAAUUGUUUUGAUAUUGAAAGGCAUUUCACAUUUAUUUGUACACACAAAAAUGGUAAGCUGAUGGGUUAAUAUUGGAGUUUGGAAGUUUAAUCUUCAUUUUCAUGGCUCUUGAUUAAGGACUAGGCAGAUUCAUCAAGCUGAGUCCUGGGUUCUAUAAUUGCAGAUACACAUGUAGUCAUGAAAGAGCUUCUGUAAAUUGUUGAGCCACUUUGGCGGAGCUGUUUAGGCUCCCCACUAUUGGUGAAGGUUAUGUUGAUAGACUUAUAGCUGAACAUGUAACAGGUACAGCAGUGCUGGAAAUGCUGUCUGUUGUCAUGCAUGCUUUCCUGACACCUCCAUAAAGAGUUAUUUUUUUGGAAGUAGAGUAAAUCUAACCCAAAGAAGUAGAUACAGGCAAGAAAGGACCAUAUAUUUUACAAAGUGAGGUGGAAAAACUAUCAAGGACAUGAGGAAUGGAAAGGCUACAGGAGA
Cryptotermes secundus is the source of this 6221-nucleotide messenger RNA. RefSeq lists its product as uncharacterized. Gene Ontology annotation, molecular function: 1-phosphatidylinositol-3-kinase regulator activity. The transcript is spliced from 6 exons. Lineage: Eukaryota; Metazoa; Arthropoda; Insecta; Blattodea; Kalotermitidae. Bases 1163 to 3541 code for a protein of 792 amino acids. Gene Ontology annotation, cellular component: phosphatidylinositol 3-kinase complex. Gene Ontology annotation, biological process: intracellular signal transduction; phosphatidylinositol phosphate biosynthetic process. The record is from RefSeq and is a predicted model, not a curated record.